AAUUUUUUUUCUAUAUAGAACGCACAAGACAAGGGAGGUCAACUUUGGUUUCUCGUUUGGCUUGGAUUCGGCCCCCUUGGGGGAUGAUACGCUCCCUUCCCAGCCUGCCGCGCUGCCGCCGCAAGCCGCGUCGGUCUCUGGUCAACCUCAGCCGCUCUCACCACCCAGACCUGCGUCUGUAUCUCGGAACGGGACGCCAGACGGUGCGAAGGUGGGUAAUGGAUUGUCAGCAGGGCUGCUGGCGUUGGAUAGCGUCGCCAAGGGCAAUCAGGAGGAAGAACAUCCGAGCAAAAGGAGGAGGAUUGAAAAUGCUAUCCAGCAACCAGUGCCUCCAACUUCCGGCGAAAAGUCGAUCGAACACGCUGAUUCUGCACCUACACCUACACAGAAUGGCGACAACACUCUGAUGGUCGCGCAGUCCGAAAACGCGUCGAAUGGCUUGAAAAGCCCGAUUCAAUCUGUACCCCAUGAACACUUGACCGUGCAAUCGACAGAAGACACAGAAUCUGCCGUUCACCCGGUGAUUGAAGAAGAUGCUGCUCGAAAUGAGACAGAGAAAUCAUCUACAGAAGUUGACCAGUUACCAAAUGGCGGCGCGGAGGUGGAUGUUACGGAUAUAGGAGCAGAGCAGGCCGCGCGGAAGGGCGAGGCUCCACAGGAAGAGUCAACAGACCUGCGGAAAACAAGCUCUCCACCAAAGAGACGCGCUCGAAGUCGACCGCCGGUGAUUGGUGAAGGGGGCAAUGCGAACCAGAACACCCAGAAUGACGAGAUAUCUCCGAGCACGCGACGUUCCGCGCGCGCGAAUAAAAGACUCUCGCAGAGCAAGGGUCCUACGGAAAUCGAGAGUCCUCCACAACCAAAUGGUCAAGCAGAGGAAUCGAGAAACGAAACAGCUGAGUCUGUAGCUUCUACAGCAAAGAAUGAGAUAAAGAAGCGCGGGCGACAGAAACGGGAGAAAAAGGCCGACCAGACAGAGGAUGCAGCACCCGCUACGCAUCAAGAACCGGAGAAAUCACCUGUACCCAAACGGCGACGAGGCCGACAUGCAGCUCAUGCAGCUCCAGUAGAGAAGGAAGCUGCACCAGAGCCGGAGCCCGAACCUGAGCCUGAACCCGAACAUGAACCCGAGCUCAAUGCCGACCAGCCUGUCACGAGAAAGAGUCGUCGUGGCCAGCCAUCAUUGCCGAGGGAGCCCCCGGAAACGGAGAAGCUGCUGUCAGGAGGAGAGCAAAAGACAUCUCCAGCCCCAAAGCGUGGGCGUCGAAGAAAGUCAGUCGCACAGCCGGAACCGUCAGAAGAACAGCAAGAGGGGCAGUCAAAAUCGCGAAAAGCUCGCAGUCGGCAGCCACUGGCUCCAGCCCAGGAACCUCAUACAGAACUGGCAAGGCCAGUAGAACAUGCAGAGACAGAACCGCCAGAGACAGAUUUCACAAGACCAAUAGAACAUGCAGAGCCAGCAGAACCGCCAGAGGGGCAGUCAAAAUCGCGGAAACGUCGCCGUCGGCAGCCAUCUGCUCCAGCCGAGGAGCCGCCAGAGACCGAACUCGCAGAGACAGAACCCCCGGAAACAGAACCUCGAGAGCCUACAGAAGAGCAGCCAGCCACGCGGAAACGCGGUCGUGGCAGGCCAUCGCUGCAAGUAGCCGGCGACACAGAGGGCGAACCCCAGCCCAGGCGGAAACAGCCCAAACCGCGCGGCGAGAUGAUUCCGAUCACGGUGCACCGGUUGGCAAACACGGGUGCACUGGGGGAGGCAGCCGCAGGCGACGAGAACGAAGAGGAGGGUGACGAGGAGUCCGCAGACGAGCUCUUGGCACAAAAAACCAAGCUGCCGCGCCGUGGCGGGGUCAACGCGGUCGAUGUGCUGAACCAGAUCUGCCGGGAGACGCUGGAGAAGGCGACGGCGGCGCUACAGGGCGGGAUCGAGAACGAGACGAACCCGACGCGCCGGGCCGAGUAUACGCGCAAGCGGAAGGCAGUGGAGGCGUUUGGCGCGGAACUGGAGGGUCGCCUGUUUGAGCUCAGCGAGCUGUUGGAUAGCAACUUCGGACUCGCGGUGCAGCUGCGGCGGGCGAAGCGCGAGGCGAACGAAUUGCGCGGGCGUCUGAUGCACCUGCGCCGGGAGCGUGAGGCCGUGGCUUUACAGAUGGAUGCUGUGAGGCGGCGGCAUGCCGAGGAGGAGCGGUCUAGAUCGACCCGCGCAUCGAUCAACAACGCACUACAUAACCUCGAACUGGCAGUCGACCGCAGUCACCACGGCCAGCAGGGGCAACACGAGCCCGAAGCCAGCAACCCCGAGUUUCUCCUACGGACGAUCGCCGAGCGGGUCAGCUCAACGGCGCCGGGGGCGCAUGGCGGGCUGUUGAACCAGAUCAAGGCGUUCAAUGCACAAUUGGAGGCUACAUUGAACAGUUGACCAGGCUUGACUUGACUGAUCAUUGAUACGAUUGAUACCCAAGAAUGAUACCCUUUGCCAUAUAUAUCAUCAUGUAGAAUACGGAGGAGCAUAUGCCUACCUAGGUAGUUAAAACUAUUUGAGACUAAAAAGGUCGACAAUGUUGA
This is a messenger RNA of Penicilliopsis zonata CBS 506.65, 2565 nucleotides long. RefSeq lists its product as hypothetical. Lineage: Eukaryota; Fungi; Ascomycota; Eurotiomycetes; Eurotiales; Aspergillaceae. Bases 407 to 2419 code for a protein of 670 amino acids. The transcript has 3 exons. The record is from RefSeq and is a predicted model, not a curated record.